AUGCCAAUCAACCGCGACAGGCUUGAGCAGCGCAGCAAGCUGGCGGCCCACAGGCCGGAGUUUAAGCGUCCCGAGAGCUGGAGAUACAAGCGUCUGGACACCACCUGGAGAAAACCCAAGGGAAUAGACAACCACAUCAGAAAGCAGCUGAGUCGCGGCCGCCCGGGUGUUGUCAAGGUGGGCUUUGGCGGACCCAAGGCCGCAAGGGGCCUGCACCCGUCAGGCUACACCGAUAACCUAGUCUUCAACCCGGACGGCCUAAACGGCCUGAACCCAAAGGUCGACGGGAUACGGAUAGGCCACACCGUGGGGACCAAAAAGAGAAGGGAGAUAGUCCGGGCGGCCAUAGAAGGAAAGUUCAAGGUAUUCAAUGCCAGGGUGAGCAAGGUUGGUAGUUAA
Geodia barretti is the source of this 399-nucleotide messenger RNA. Lineage: Eukaryota; Metazoa; Porifera; Demospongiae; Tetractinellida; Geodiidae. The record is from the annotation of a GenBank genome assembly.